Messenger RNA from Paramecium primaurelia, 501 nucleotides. NCBI's taxonomy places the organism in Eukaryota, Ciliophora, Oligohymenophorea, Peniculida, Parameciidae. The record is from the annotation of a GenBank genome assembly.
CAACAAAACAGCUCUAGAUAAUUAACGCUUUAAUGAAGAGAGUCUCUUAAGAAGAUGGCAGUGAUUAUAAAUAAGAUAUCGAAGAAACAAUUACAAAGAUUAAAGCUUUUGCAUCAGGAUCACAAUAAUUAAAAUUACUAUCAGCUAAAGAUGCAGCACAAUCUAUUACUAAAUUGUAAGCAGCUAUUUUGGCUAAAAACUUUAAACGAUAAGAUGUAUUUAAUUUUCAAAUCCUAUUAGAAUUAUGAAUAAAAACCAGUCACAAAUGAAAAACUAGAGAAAGCUAAGUAAAAAUUAAAUAGCAUGAAGAAAUCAGUUAAAAUUAAAACUAUAUAUCCUUAAAUUGAAUAGUUUUUUAAAGAGAAUUCUAAUGCAAGCCCUUAAUUAUUAGUAAAAUUACUACAAGAAAAAAGAGGAGGUUAGAAUCUGCAAAGAUAUGCAUUAGAAUAUUAAGGGGAAUGCACUCUAUUGUUUGAAUUGCUGUACAUUUGCAACUCAUGA